UUAGGUACUUUUUGCAUUUUUUUUCCUACAAUUGUCUGUGUCCCUUGGAGUUGAUAACGUCGAAAAUAAUUGAUUGCUAGAGAUGCUGCUAUCAACCCGUUACAUCCUUCAUCAUUGGAAACAAUAGAGUUUCUACUGCUGCACGCAAUUACAGGUGUGAUAUCAGAAGUCUGACAACAUGCUUUACAUCAGGUAUCUUCUUAUCGUAGAUUUCACCUUUCUAUGGAUGAAAGGAAGUUUCGGGGGUGACUGCACUACUGCCGAAAAUGUAACGUCAUUGAGAAAAGCCCUGCUGAAAGACUAUGAUCCGUACCUGCGUCCGAGAAGGCUGCAGGAGGACCCUGUCAUUAUCAAUGCCAGUUUUGGCGUCAGUCGCUUACACGACCUCAAUGAAAAAGAACGGAAGAUUUCUAUACUGGGAUAUUUUAGAUUAACUUGGAUUGAUGAGUUCCUAGUAUGGGACAAGGACAAACACCAAAACAUCAGUGACAUCGUGGUUAAAACGGAUGAUAUAUGGUGGCCCACCAUAGGACUUGGAAAUCCAAUUUCUGACUUUGAGACAAUGAAAAACACUUACGGCAUUUUCCAGGUUUCAUUUUCUGGAGUGAUUGCAUGGUCUCCGGGGGCUCUGUUUUCAGUGAUGUGUGAUAUGAAAUUACAGAAGUUCCCUUUUGAUACGCAGACGUGUGAUUUUGUAUUCGUAGUACUUGGUUAUACCAAAAAGGACAUCGUAAUAAACGCGAACCCAGAUAUUCUAAAUGUCCAGGGAACCACGGAGUGGGACGUUUUGGAAACAAAAUUCCUCGAACUUCCUGGUGGGAGUAAUGGACUGAAAAUUCGCUUCACGCUUCGGAGGAAGCCGUAUUUCGUUCUUUUGACGGUGACUAUGCCCCUGACAUUGCUUUCAAUUUUGAACAUAUUUGUCUUUCUAAUACCCGUGGAGUCGGGCGAGAAGACAUCCUACGCCAUCUCCACGUUCUUGGCUUACUCUAUUUACCUGUCUGUCAUGGGGUCCUCCCUGCCUGAUGACGCCGAGUCCAUCGUUUAUAUGACGUUGUACAUUGAGGUAAUGAUGUCCCUAAGUGUACUUAUUAUGGCGUUGGUCAUUAUACAGAUACGGUUGAUAUUUUAUCAUGGUGACGACCCAUUGCCUUGUUGUCCAGAAAACAGCGUGACGAACGAAGAAGACACUGACGUCAUUAGUAUAGACCUUAAUGAUAAAUCGAUACGUAAAGAAAAUGAGCCCAGUAAAUCUAAGAAAAGAACUUGGUCCAAUAGUAUGGCUAUGAUAGACAGAAUAUUGUUUGCAUUUUUCUUUUUGUCACUUUGUACUUUUAAUACCCUUUUCUUUUCUUUAAUGUUACGAUGAUUUUAUGACUGUGAAAAAUGUUUAUAGUUUAUACCAGUGCCUGAGAGAUGAA
Magallana angulata is the source of this 1421-nucleotide messenger RNA. Its product is annotated as acetylcholine receptor subunit beta-like. The transcript has a single exon. Gene Ontology annotation, biological process: chemical synaptic transmission; regulation of membrane potential; nervous system process. NCBI's taxonomy places the organism in Eukaryota, Metazoa, Mollusca, Bivalvia, Ostreida, Ostreidae. The record is from RefSeq and is a predicted model, not a curated record. The coding region runs from base 179 to 1369 and encodes 396 amino acids. Gene Ontology annotation, molecular function: extracellular ligand-gated monoatomic ion channel activity; transmembrane signaling receptor activity; neurotransmitter receptor activity. Gene Ontology annotation, cellular component: membrane; synapse; neuron projection.